Messenger RNA from Chelonia mydas (Green sea turtle), 1293 nucleotides. It is a transcript of the gene GDF2, whose product is annotated as growth differentiation factor 2. Gene Ontology annotation, molecular function: growth factor activity; cytokine activity. The coding region runs from base 1 to 1293 and encodes 430 amino acids. The record is from RefSeq and is a predicted model, not a curated record. The transcript is spliced from 2 exons. NCBI's taxonomy places the organism in Eukaryota, Metazoa, Chordata, Testudines, Cheloniidae. Gene Ontology annotation, cellular component: extracellular region. Gene Ontology annotation, biological process: BMP signaling pathway; SMAD protein signal transduction.
AUGCACUAUUUUGGGGUGAUGGCUGCAUUGUCUGUUUUCAACAUCAUCACUUGUUUGGCAAGAGGCAAGCCCUUGGAAGCCUGGGGCAAAUUAUCAGCUAUGGAGAACUCUGAUAAAUCCUUUGGUGAUCCCGGAGAGGUGGAGGGUGAGACCCAUUUCAACUUUAAAACCUUCCUGGAAAACAUGAAAGCGGAUUUCCUGAGGAGUUUGAACUUAUCGGGUGUCCCUUCGCAAGAGAGGUCUAGAGAGGAGCCACCACAAUUCAUGAUUGACCUGUACAACAGAUAUGCCAAGGACAAGUCUUCCAUCCCUGCAUCCAAUAUUGUGCGGAGCUUCAGUACUGAAGAUGUUGUUUCUCUGGUUUCCCCGGAAGAAAACCCAUUCCAGAAACACAUCUUGCUCUUCAACGUCUCUAUCCCACGGCACGAAGACGUCACCAGGGCUGAGCUGAGAAUCCACAUAUCCUGUAAUAGGGACAUUGGGCCUCUCUCUAGACUGGAAGGCAACAUGGUAAUUUAUGAUGUUCUGGAUGGAGACCUCUGGGAAAAUCCAGAAGGCACCAACUCAUUCCUUGCCUCCCAAGAUAUCCAGGAAUGUGGAUGGGAAAUGUUUGAGGUGUCCAGUGCUGUGAAAAGAUGGGUCAGGGCAGACAAAUCAAAGACUAAAAACAAGCUUGAGGUUGUUGUUGAGAGGAAAACCCUGGGUGACUUCGCUUGUGGGAAGCUGGACAUCAGUGUUAUGCCCGACACUAAAAAUCUGCCCUUGUUAAUAGUGUUCUCCAAUGACCGAAGCAAUGGGACCAAGGAGACCAGAGUGGAGCUCCGGGAGAUGAUUGUUCAUGAGCAGGAGAGCGUGCUAAAGAAGUUAGCAAAGAACAGCACUUUGCCCGAAGAGGAAGAGGAGGCAGAGGAGAAAUCCUUAUCCGUCACUGGACUCCACCAGCCUUCAUCAAGAAGCAAGAGAAGCACUGGUACGAACCACUGCCGGAGAACCUCCCUCCGUGUGAACUUCAAAGACAUCGGCUGGGAUUCCUGGAUCAUUGCGCCCAAAGAUUACGAUGCAUUUGAAUGCAAAGGGGGAUGCUUUUUUCCUCUGACGGACAACGUGACUCCGACGAAACAUGCUAUCGUCCAAACUUUAGUGCACCUCAAAAACCCCAAGAAAGCUGCCAAGGCCUGUUGUGUUCCUACCAAACUGGAUUCGAUUUCCAUCCUCUACACUGAUGAUGCUGGGGUACCCACUUUGAAAUAUAAUUACGAGGGGAUGAAAGUAGCAGAAUGUGGGUGCAGGUAG